Molecule: messenger RNA, 1378 nt
Organism: Sitophilus oryzae (rice weevil)
Lineage: Eukaryota; Metazoa; Arthropoda; Insecta; Coleoptera; Curculionidae
Exons: 4
Coding region: 39-1286 (415 amino acids)
Source: RefSeq, a predicted model, not a curated record
CUUUCCUAGAUAACAUAGACGAUUACUCAUAUAUAACAAUGGCUCCUAUAGAUUAUUCAAUAAAAGGUAUAGACAAAAUAGUCCAGGUUGAUGGAGAUAUUAAAAACGUGGAAGUCACUCGUCUAACUGCACCUGGUGAGAACUACUUGAGCUUGGUACUACGAGUCGACAUCGAAGUGGAGAAAAAUGGCCAUAGAAAGACCGUGAAUGCCGUAGCCAAGCGAUUACCUUUAGGAAAAGAUCCGAUGGGAGGCGAGUUCCGCUACUUCGCGAUGAAUAGCGAAAUUAAAUUUUACUCAGAAAUACUGCCCAUAUUAACUAAAUUCUCGAGCGAAUACGGAGUCGACAGUAGACAAUUAUACGCAAAAUUCCUCGGUUUCAGAUUGAGCUUGAAUCCAACAAAAACCGAGGCUGAUGACGAAGUGACAAUGUUAGUUGAAAACUUAAUUCCUCAAGGAUAUCAGAACGAAGAUCGUUUCAUUGGCUUCGAUCUAGUCACAUCAAAAGCUAUUCUUAAAAGCCUAGCCUUAUUCCACGCCGUCCCUAUAGCUCUUCGAAGCAAAGAUCCGGAGCAAUUCAAAAUAGUUAAGGAUUUCCUUAAUACACCGCAUCCGCAUCCACCCAAAGGUCCUCCAGGGGAAGAGAACAAAAAUGGCCCACCAGAAGGUCACGAAGGGCCCGACAGACUUCUGCUCAAAGCUAUUCAAAACAUCCCGGAAUGUUCGCCCUUUAUUACCAGGUUAGAGCCUGUCUUGAAUAAACCUUGGGGGCCAGGGGGUUCUCAACCAGGUGUUGAGCCAUGGGCUACGAUUUCUCACAACGACUUAUGGGUAAAUAAUGUAAUGAUUAAGGCGCAACCAGGCAAAGAACCAAUCAUUAAACUGGUCGACUUUCAAGGCUGUAGGUACCAGUCGUUCGGCAGGGAUGUGGUGUUCCUUUUAUUGACCAGCAUAAGAAACGAUGUUCACAAAGAGCACUUUGAUGACCUACUCAGAUUUUAUUAUGACGAAUUUACAAAACUAUUAAAACAGUUCGAUUUGGACCUAGAGCUGACUUAUGACGAGUACUUAAAAGAAUUGGAAACAGCAGCAAAGGACGGCGAAACCAAACAUUCAUUAAGCUUCACCAAUAUGGUAUUCGGCGAAAAGAAUAGUUCAUUGGAUGUGGCUGUCCAAGAUGUAGACUUUAUGGCUAUGAUGAAGACAAAGAUAGAAAAUAUGAACGAAUAUCAAAAGGCUAAAAUAAUUCUUAUGUUGUCAGAGGUAUGCAAAAGAAACUGGAUUUAAAUACAGGGAAUAUAACGAUAUUGUAAUAUAAUUAUAAUUGUAUAGAGUAUUUCUCAUUUUUUUUGUAUAUAAUAUUGUUUUAAGAAAAACAU